GCCGCUGCCCGGGCCCGGGCGCUCCGGAGGGACGCAGGGGGCGGCGGGGCCGGGCCGUUCCUGCUCCGGCCGAGCCCCCCAUCCUGCCCGUGCCGCAGUGACGGUCCCGCGGAGCCGCCUCUGCUCGUCCCGCUCCCCUGUCGUUCCGUGCCGGCCCCGGCAGUGCCCGUGGGCGGCCGGCCCGCGCUCGGCGGCCCCAGAGCCCCGUCCCGGGAGGGCAGCGGGACCGAGCGCUGCGGGACCGAGCGCUGCGGCUGCGGCCACGGCCAGCCCGGGCUCUCGGCUGCCGAAGCGAUUGCUUAGCAGAAGUUUUAGGAAAGAUGUGAGAAGACUCUUCUUACUCGCUUCUUACACGAACAGCGAAAUUGCUUACAGCACAUGCAUGUUUAAACUUUUUCUCUCUUUACAUCAGCUUGCCUCGCAGAGUUCUGAGAUCCUUUCAGUGUCUGCGUCUGUGUGUAAUAGCUGAAUGAGACUAUAACAGAUCUUGAAAACUUUGCCAGGUCCCUAAAAGAGAAAACUACAUGACACUACACCAUGACUGACAGUAAAUGUGAUAGUCAAUUUUACAGUGUUCAAGUUGCAGAUUCAACAUUCACUGUGCUAAAACGUUACCAGCAACUGAAGCCCAUAGGAUCAGGGGCACAGGGCAUUGUUUGUGCUGCAUUUGAUACAGUGCUUGGAAUCAAUGUUGCUGUGAAGAAGCUGAGUCGUCCUUUUCAGAACCAAACCCACGCCAAGAGGGCCUACAGAGAGCUCGUUCUUUUAAAGUGCGUCAAUCACAAAAAUAUUAUUAGUUUAUUAAAUGUAUUUACACCACAGAAGUCACUAGAAGAAUUUCAGGAUGUAUAUUUGGUUAUGGAGCUGAUGGAUGCAAAUUUGUGCCAGGUUAUUCAUAUGGAAUUGGAUCAUGAAAGAAUGUCUUAUCUUCUUUACCAAAUGCUAUGUGGGAUCAAGCAUCUCCACUCAGCUGGUAUCAUCCACAGAGAUUUGAAACCCAGCAACAUAGUAGUAAAAUCAGAUUGCACACUAAAAAUCCUUGAUUUUGGACUGGCAAGAACAGCAUGUACUAACUUCAUGAUGACUCCAUAUGUGGUAACACGGUAUUACAGAGCUCCAGAGGUUAUCCUGGGAAUGGGAUACAAAGAGAAUGUUGAUAUCUGGUCAGUUGGGUGCAUCAUGGGAGAAUUGGUGAAAGGUUGUGUGAUAUUCCAAGGCACUGAUCAUAUUGAUCAAUGGAAUAAAGUUAUUGAACAAUUAGGAACACCAUCAGCAGACUUCAUGAAGAAACUGCAGCCUACAGUGAGGAAUUAUGUAGAAAACAGGCCAAAAUAUCCUGGUAUUAAGUUUGAGGAGCUCUUCCCAGACUGGAUAUUUCCAUCAGAAUCUGAUCGCGACAAGUUAAAAACCAGCCAAGCUAGAGAUUUAUUGUCAAAAAUGCUUGUAGUAGAUCCAGACAAGAGAAUUUCUGUAGAUGAAGCCUUACGUCAUCCUUAUAUUACUGUCUGGUAUGAUCCAGCUGAAGCAGAAGCUCCUCCACCUCAAAUCUAUGAUGCACAAUUGGAAGAAAGAGAACAUGCAAUUGAGGAAUGGAAAGAAUUAAUAUACAAAGAAGUUAUGGAUUGGGAAGAAAGGAGCAAGAAUGGUGUGGUAAAAGAUCAGCCCUCAGAUGCAGCAGUGAAUAGCAACACCAGUCCUUCCCAGUCAUCAUCUAUCAAUGACAUUUCAUCCAUGUCAACAGAGCAGACAUUGGCCUCAGACACAGACAGCAGCCUGGAUGCCUUGACAGGACCCCUCGAAGGAUGUCGAUGAUCAGCUGUGAUUGCAGACCUGACUUUGGAAAAGAACUCUAAUUUCCAUUGGGCCUGAAUUGCUUGUAAGUUAAUGGAACCAAGUAGAAAAACUCCAUGUUCUGCAUGUUCUGCUAAAGUAAUGCCUGUUGUUUUUUUUACUCAGUUGUUAUGAAAUUGCCUGCUUAAUGUUGUAGAAUGGAAGCAAAUCCAUGUCUAAAGAGCAAAAAAAAAAAUUUAGACACUAUUACAGGCUUUUCUUUGUUUCAGCCUAUUUCAGGUGAGCAGUUAUAAUAGACUUUUAGCCAAUAACUCCUCUUAAGUGGCUUCAUCAAUCUCCAGUCCCAGCUGGCAGGCUUCUGUGACACAGUGGUUGUUUACAUUUAGUACAGUAUUGUUCAUCAGUGGGUUUUUGAAUGUAUAGUCCCUAUGAAGUUUGUUUUACUGUGUGACUGUGGCAGUUUGCUUUAUUUAAUGACCAGAGUGUUGUGUGUAAGUGUGAGCUCACAUGUGGAAUGCUCUCAGUGCUGUGUUUAAAGGACAGUUUUUCUUCCACAUAGCACUUUUUUUUUUCUUUUAAUCAAACCCUUUCUAUCUUCACUUUUCAGUAAUUUUCUCUUCUUGUAGAAGAGAUAGACGUGAAGUUUAGAGCAUAAAGCCAUUACUUUGUAUUUCACCUGAGUGUCUUUUUCAGUCUUUUAAAUGUGGACAGAAGACACAGUGGCUUAAAUAAAUCUUGAGGAAGGAUGAGUGACUUUUCUGUGAAGCAGUGCCUGUUUAGAAGAGGAGAGUGUGCUAAAAUGUUCUGUAUUUUCUAGCUUGUGAUACUCAUCCUUUAACAAAGAUAAACAGAAAAAGAAGUUUUAUCUGUGAUGCUCUUCAUUCACUGCAAGCUCUGAUAAAAGGAGAGAUGACUUGGAGAUACUUGCAGCCUCAAAAAGCUGCAUAAAUAUUUUCCAUUUUUUUAAUAGGUCCAUUCUAUCUAGUGAGUAAUUAAAGAAAUAAAAGUACAGUAGUUCUGAGUCACUUGUAAAUUAAGCAUUUAGGUAACAGAGCUUAGCUCUAUUCUCACCUUAGCAAAGUCUAUUUGUAGUGAGAAGAAAGACAUGUUUAAUACAAAUUUUCUAAAUGCAGUGUCGGACAAGAGGAGGAGGUUAUUUGCUGUUUCCAUACAGAUUUAUCAAUACAGUUUUCAGAAUCAGAUAAUGCAAAAUUGCCUGUUACAUUGCACAAUCUGUUGAAUUAGAAAAUGCAUUUGCAGUAGGGUAGGGUUUAAAUUGCUUUGUUACACACACUUGUGACUUUGUGCACGUUCACUUUGGGGUGCACAGGUGUGAAAUUUGCUGAAGGAUCUCGUGUGCAUGUGUGUGACUGAACUAUAGAACUGAAAGUGUAAUAGACAUGGACAAGUUGAGGUAAAACACCACUUUCAUAAAGGCACUAUAUUUAGCUGUUGAUCAGAUACUCUUGCCUUGAAUAUAUAAAUAGAACCUGUAAAAUACACUGGCCCAGAGAGGCACUGCAUUACUGAUAUACUUCUCAUGUAAAACACAAUUGUCCAUUGUUCCAGGCCUUAUGACUCGAAAAGCAGCACUUUCUCCUUAUGCAAACGUUGCUUUUAUAUUAAAACUUUGCCCCUUUUUAAUAGCUUAAUUUACUGUAGUAAAAAUACCAAUAUUUUAGUGUCCCAGAAGAUUAAAAAAAUUAACAAGGUAGUUAAUGUUAACUUCAGAAUUGUAUUCUGGCAUAUCUGAUUUUUAAAAUUCUCUUAAAUUGAAUUGCGAGAUAUUUGGGGCUUGUGUUUUUUCUUAUUGUUUGGUUUUCAACCUAUGGAUAACUUACUUUUAUCUUUGGAUACUGACAGUAUAUGUGAAAUAUUUUUAGUGCAUUCUUGUCACUGGAAAAACAUUUAAAAAUACCUAUUUAUCAUAUAGCAGAACAAUACACUUUGCUGUUGUUUUGCUUUUUUUAGUCCAUGUUAUUUGUGUAAGUUAAAAUAGCUGAAGACACCUAUUCACAAUGAACAAUUAGUGAUUCAUCUGCUAAAUUUCAUUUUUCAAGACUUAAAUUUUUCAGCUGAAGUUGCACUGUGCUAUGUUCAUUUUAACAGUUUCUACUUUAGAAGACUUAAAGAUUUAUUUCUUUUUCCCCAUGUGAUUUGGAUACUCACAGAGUUGAAUUUUUCCUGUUGGGCUUGGGCUGCUCAGCAUAACAGAGGGUUGGACCAGAUGACUUCCAGCUCUAUUCCAACCUAUUCUGUGAUUCAAAUCGUCUUUAAAUGUUUUUAACGAUACUGUUCUGUCUUCAUGACUUGUACUGCUAUCUGUCCUUCUCCUAGUACAUACUGUUAGCUUGAAAAUAUACUUUUGGAACAAGAAAAGAAGCCCCAACCUUGAGAUCAAAUGAGUUUAUUUGUAAAUCUUGUAGGAAAAGCUGUCUCAUACCUAAAUUUUUUUUACGUCCUCUUGCUGUGGCAUACAUUGAAGCUUAAUUACAGAAUGCCUUCAGAGCAUGCAUGAAACGUCUGUGAAUAUUGUGGAUUUUGACUCCAGUUUAAUCCAAAACCAUAGUGCAAAUGCACGUGGAUCUCCAGAGGACACCAAUGCAGACAAUCCCCAGCAAAGCCAGGCAGGGCAUGCUGCAGUUCCCAGGCUGUCCCAGUGUGCUCGUGUGCACUGCAUGCAGCUCCUCCCCUGUCACUGCUCCUGACUGCAGGGGACAUUCAGAGCCAGGGUGGUGACAUGGUGGUCAAUGCCACGAGAACCUCCUCACUGAUGGAGAACAAAAUCAGUGUAACUUGACAGGGGUUUAAAAAUUAGGAGAGUUUGGUGUGCAAUAUAAUCACUUUUAUUCCUAAUACUAAAAUUAUGUAUGUAAAGUGAUGCAAUUGACUGUGUUUUUGCACUUUGGCAUUUAUAAAUAUUUAUAUGUAUUUAAAAAUUAAGGAUAUGUGUGUGUAUACAUAUAUAUUAAGAAAACAGCUCAGUUUUGUAAACAUGAAUGUUACUUUCCUUUGGGAGACUUUGUAUAGUGUUAACACUACUGCAGCAUACAUAAACAAUUUAUGAACUAUGACUCAAAUAAAUGGUAGUCAACAUAGAUACAAUCUGUAAUCUUAACUGCUCACCUGAAAAAGAAAGGGAUCUUUGGCUGUCAAUAGAUACUUUACCAGAACCUUGUUAAACGUUUGAACACUGAGUAGCUGAAUGGCAUUGCAGAAAUGGAGUAUGUUUUAAACAGAUCAUUUCAUCUGUGCUCAUAUCAUUUUUCCUCAAAAAAGCCUUUAGAAAGAGAAGCUUGGCAUUUUGCAAUCUGGGUAAGCAGCCUGUACUUUGAGGAAAUCCUGUGAUAUGACAAGUCUAGGUCUUUAUGGAAAAAGACAAGAAAUGAAUGUCAAAAUUAAGGCUUUGUCUGCAUGGAUCAUACAAACUAAACUAGUCUUAGGACUGGAAACUACAGUUUGCAAACAACCUUUGAAGUUUUGUAAUGCUUCCAGCAAGGGCUUGCAUUUUCUUGUCAAAAUAAUGAAAAACUCAACCUUGACUAGAAAUUAACUAGUUGGUUGGAGAGUUUCAAAAGCUGUUAGGAACCAGAGGGCUCUUGAAAGAGGUUUUGUCUUUUUUUACAUCCUAACAGAGCAUAUGUGUUUAUUCCAAAUUAAUUAAAAGAAAAAAAUUUAUUCCGUAUGUUUAAUUUUUCUUUCUUAAAGGAAGGACCUUAAAUGCUAAAUCACUUUGCUUAAAAUUAUAAUUUUAUGAAUGAAGUAGGAUUUAGCUAUUCCAAACACAGCUGACAUGGAGUCUCCAAGGACAGGGUUGGGUGAGCCUUGUGUUGUCACAAAGGCCACCCUCCAGUUGGGAGUGAGCUGGGAGGUCACAGCUCCAGGUGCAGACAGACAGACAGACAGACAGACCUUUGUGGUCCUUGGGGAGCGUGGGUUCAGCCUUGCAGCAGCACAGAGAGUUUGGAGUAAGUGCUGAACUGCAUUUGUCUGCAUGUUCUACAUGUGUCACAUGGAUUCUAGCAGGGCUUGAUGCUAAACCUAGUGAGACCAUAUUCUGGGAAGCAGAUUCUUUCCUGGGAUGUGUGUUGUGUCAUUCCUGCUCAAAACUGGUUUUGAUCCAGGGACACCUGCAUCCAGAUGCAGAAUUUGGACUUGAGUUCUAUAAUGAAUAUAGUAAUGUCUUUGCUUUUCCAGAGUGUCUUGAAUUAUUUUUUUUAACAUGUUGAAAUAUGAUAAAAAAGUGUAUUCUGCUUCAUUAUUUUACAUAUUUUAUUGUCUUUUACAUGAGUGGUGUUCUAAAAGCUUUUUACACAAGUUGUCGAAUCAGUUGUGGUUUUUGCCCACUCUGCAUGCUAAAAUAAUGUUUUAAGUAAACCAUCUUUUCUCAUGUUAGCUUUGGAGGAAAUUGGAGAGAUAACCAUUCUUUUUUUGUUUGUGUUUUAUAAAAUGAUUAUUUUUGCAGCUAAAAUUUCAGUUGUUGGAUUUCAAUCCCACAGUGUUGCUUUGUGGAUAUAAAUUUCCUGGGUCCUCUAUUUCAAAUGUGUAUAAGGUGUCCAGUAUAAAAUUAAACUAAUAAAAUGUACUCUUCUGCAAUUUGUUAUUGAAAACAUGGCAAAUCAUUUUGGUCCAAGAAUUCAAUACAAAAUAGAGAAAAUACAUUUAACUAUUUAAGUUUAUUCAGUGAUGCUGCUGCUUAUUUUUUUAAAAGGUGCUUGCAGUUUUGCACAAAAGAAAUCAACUUUAUUAAUUGCUGGGUUUGAAGCACUUUAGGAUUCUUCUAAAUACAACCAUAUAUGGUGUGAAAAGGAAUGACAUAACAUGCUUAAUGUGUUCAAACUUUGGUUGUAGCCUUUGCUAUUCUGACAGAUUUGAUCACCAUGUUUCUUUAAACCUGUUUUCAGAGAUUAGAAAUCAGAAACCUUUUGGGGGCUGAAAUUUAACGCAUGGUAAGAGAUCAUUUGAGAAAUACCUUCUGAGUGGGUGACUUGAUUGGCAGUGUGACUACCUGGCCAUCUAUUAAAUAAAGACACAGCAAUGUCUGUUCCUGCAGCAAGGGCAGCUUGCUGUGAGCACUGGGAUUCUUUAAAAAAAAAAAAUCUUUUCUUAACUCUUGGCUAUGCAUCAUGAAGUUGUGUGUGCUGUGCUGAGGCCAGGCCAGCUUUGUGGGACUCCUCUGCAGCAGAUCUCUGUCCCUGCUAAGCAGUGCUCCAGACACCAAAGCCCUGGGACGUGUGGGGUGUGCUUGAGCCUGUCCUGUGUUUCUUCCCCUGGUGGGCAGUGGCUCAGCACUCCUCAUGCUCCUUAGGAUAAUAACAAAAGCAGGGGAGGAAGGAGUCAGGUGCAAAGAGCAUUUGGUGCUGGCUGCCUGAAGCAGAGAUCGUGUUUGUUGCUGAUCACAGAGUCCUUAUACCCCUGAGCAUGUGCUGUUGUCUUGUCUUCUAACAGGGAAAACCUUUUUUUUGAAAACCCAAGUGUGUCACGUUUUCUAUGAAUUCAGAUGCUUAAAUUGGUGCUAAUUUUUUAAAAGAAAAUGUAACAGAUGGUUAGCACUGUAUUUGUCUGUUUUUGAUACCUAUAUUUUCUUAACUGGUAGCAAGCCAAACUUUAUUAAAUGACUAAUGUGCAUUUUCAGCUCCAUCAGAUUCCCAGAUUUUCCUAAAGAAAAAUGUUUAAACUUCCAUGGUAGCUACUGCUUCUUUGGAGCCAUUGCUUUCAGGUGUUUUAUACACUAAUCAAAUGAACACAAUUAGAACAGACAGCAAUACCUAACUAUCCCUUUCUUAAAUCACAACGUGGUUCCCCAGGUGGUUUUAGCAGUUUAAAGAUACCUAAUUAAAAGCAAAUUAGAAAUACCUGUGUGCAGUUAACUCAGUACAUUGAAGCCUUACCUGGUUGUUAAGAUAAUUUAUAAAGAUUAUACAAAUCUUCAUCUAUUUUAAAGAGGGAAUAACAAGAAGAAAUAAUUAACUGUUUCAUACAAAUUAAAUGUAAAUUCCAGAAAAUAUAUUAUUUAAUGUAUUACAGAACACAGGCUGUUAAAGAGUGUAAUAGGCUCAUUAAGUUAUUAGUUAUGAAAUUCAGUUUUAUCCAAUGACUCAAAACAACCCCCCUCCAAAAUGUAGUUCUUUGAGAAUUUCUUUUGAAUGCCUUCAAGUUUAACUCCCCUCAGAAUCAGCUCUUUGUUUGGUGUCCUUUUACCCACCUUCUGUUUACCAAAUGUCACCAAAAGUAGCAUCAAGCCCUAUCAUUGUUACAGUGUUCUGGUUUUAUGGCCUUAACAUUAGUUCUAGUCUGGUAUAUAAUUUCAGAAGAAAGGUGUGCUUUGAAGUCAAACUAUCGAUACAUGUGGCCUCUUCUGCCUAUGGAAUUAGGCUUUGAUUGUCAUAUCUCAUUCUCAGUGCUUGUGCAAUAGGAACAUAUUCCUCUCAAUGCAGUGGCUAUUUUGUCUGAUGCUGGACUUUGGUUUCAGGAUGACUAGAAAGUUUUUUUGGAUUUGUUUGUUUUGGCUUUUUUUUUUUUUAUGGACAGCAGUCAUGCUUCAUUGGUUUUUUGGACUGUUACUCUUUAGGAAACUAGAAUUUCAUAAGGAAAACUGUCAAUAACUAGUUCUGUAGUUCUAGUUAAAGCCUGGUUCUGAAGCUUUUUGGUUGUUUGUUUUUUUUCUUUCCAAAAAUGUUAUUGUAAAACAGUACUAAAGCCACUGUAAAAUUAUAAAUAAAUAUGUAUACAUAAAAGA
Camarhynchus parvulus is the source of this 8530-nucleotide messenger RNA. It is a transcript of the gene MAPK9, whose product is annotated as mitogen-activated protein kinase 9. Gene Ontology annotation, biological process: JNK cascade; protein phosphorylation. NCBI's taxonomy places the organism in Eukaryota, Metazoa, Chordata, Aves, Passeriformes, Thraupidae. The record is from RefSeq and is a predicted model, not a curated record. The transcript is spliced from 12 exons. Gene Ontology annotation, molecular function: ATP binding; JUN kinase activity. Gene Ontology annotation, cellular component: nucleus; cytoplasm. Bases 538 to 1812 code for a protein of 424 amino acids.